AUGAUCUGGAAGAAGGGGUCGGAGGCAGGCGCUCAGGACACCAGCCUGCUCAUCGCCCUGGACAAGAGCCGCUCCCGCCUGUCCAGCGGCUCCUCCGGCACGGUCUACAACGGGGUGCCCUACGCUGGCUUCGAUGAAGAGGAAGAGGACGAUCCCGUCGACGUGCACGGUGACGAAGGCUACAGCCCCAACCUCAGGGGCAACUACUUCCGAGAUGGGCAAACCAAGAUCGACUUUGUGCUGGUCUGGGAGGAGAAGAGGCGCCCCCCGAAGAAGAGGAGGGGGAAGCUGGCUUCCCACGAGGGCAGCAGGGAGGCAGCCCCUGAGGCCAGAGACGACCGGCCACGCGGGCACCACGAGCACUGGAAGAGGAAGUUCCUCAACAACCUGAGAAAUGCCGGGCUGCUGAUGGAGAAGGAGGAGACACUGAGCGAGCGGAAGACCAUCCACUACCUGAAGCUGAGCGCCCCGUGGGACGUGCUGGUGUACUACGCCGAGGAGCUGUGCAUGCGAGCACCCCUGCAGGCCCAGCCCAACCCGGACCGGAACAGCUCCGCCGAGGUCCUGCAGUGGCUCUGCAUCCCCAACGCCCUGCAGCAGCACGUCCCCAACAAGCCCGCCGACUAUUACACCUGCGCCUUCCGCAGGUCCAAGCUGGACAAGUUCCUGGGCAGCGACUCCCGGGACUCCUACUUCAGCAACACGCAGAGACAUCGCAUCGUCUAUGAGAUCCUGGCUCGCACCGUCUACGGGAAGCGGAAACGCGCCGAGAUCGGGAUCAACUGGCUGUUGAACGAGCGGGUGUACGCCGCUGCCUUCCCGCUGCAUGAGGGCCCCUUCGAGACGCCUGAGUCUGAGGUCCCCGAUGAAGCCCUGAACCCUCGCCAAGUCCUCUACCGCUUCUGGGCCCAGUGGGGCUGCUGGUACCGGUACCAGCCACUGGAUCACAUCCGCCAGUACUUCGGGGAGAAGAUUGCCAUCUACUUCGCCUGGCUGGGCUUCUACACAGCCUGGCUGCUCCCUGCUGCGGCCGUGGGCACUGUGGUCUUCCUCGCAGGCCUGGUUGCCAUGGGAACCAACACGCCAGCGCAGGAGAUCUGCGAGAGCGGAGGCCAGUUCCUCAUGUGUCCGCUCUGCGACACGUGUGAGACCUGGAACAUCUCGGAGAUCUGCCCCAUGGCUAAGGUCGGGUACCUGUUUGAUCACCCCGGGACCGUUUUCUUCAGCGUCUUCAUGUCCUUCUGGGCCGUGACCUUCCUGGAGUACUGGAAGAGGAAAAGCGCCACGCUGGCUCACCACUGGGACUGCAUGGACUUCCAAGAGGAGGAGGAGCGGCCCAGGCCCGAGUUCGCUGCCAUGGCCCCGCGGAUGGAGCAGAACCCCAUCACGGGGCUGAAGGAGCCAUACUUCCCCAAGCGGGACCGCCUCUCUCGCGUCCUGACGGGCUCCAUGGCCAUUGUCAUCAUGCUGUGCGUGGUGAUGAUCUUCCUGGUCUCCGUGAUCAUGUACCGGGGCAUCGUCAGCGUGGUGAUGUAUCACACGGGCAACGCCAUUCUCAUGACCCAGGCUGGGAACAUAGCGAACAUCAGCAGCAGCCUGGUGAACCUGGCGCUGAUCCUCCUCAUGAGCCAGGUCUACACCUCCCUGGCGGAGAAGCUCACCAGGUGGGAGAUGCACCGGACCCAGACUCUGCACGAGGACGCCUUCACCUUCAAAGUCUUCAUCUUCCAGUUUGUCAACUUCUACUCCUCCCCCUUCUACGUGGCCUUCUUCAAAGGCAGGUUUGUGGGGUACCCCGGGCAGUACGGUACACUGCUCGGCCUGAGGAACGAGGAGUGCGGCCCCGGGGGGUGCCUGAUCGAACUGGCGCAGCAGCUGUUCAUCAUCAUGGUGGGGAAACAGAUCAUCAGCAACGUCCAGGAGUUCGUCAUCCCCAAGCUGAAGGCCUGGCGGCAGAAGCGCAAGCUGGCCAGGGUGCGGGGCGCGCAGAUCAGCCAGGAGCCCCCGCGCUGGGAGGAGGACUACGAGCUGAUCGAGUGCGAGGGGCUCUUUGAAGAGUACCUGGAGAUGGUGCUGCAGUUCGGGUUCAUCACGAUCUUCGUGGCUGCCUUCCCGCUGGCCCCGCUCUUCGCCCUGCUCAAUAACUGGGUGGAGAUCCGCCUGGACGCCCAGAAGUUCGUGUGCGAGUACCGGCGCCCGGUGGCCUACCGCACCCAGGACAUCGGGGUCUGGUUCCUCAUCCUGGAGGUCCUGGCUCAGAUCUCCGUCGUCAUCAACGCCUUCCUCAUUGCCUUCACCUCGGACUUCCUGCCCCGGCUCCUCUACCAGUACGAGCACGACAGCCAGCUGCAGGGCUACGUCAACUUCACCCUGGCCUACUCCCCCCCGCGCUACCUGGCCACCGGCAACCACACCCUGUGCAGGUACAAAGCCUUCCGGGAUGCCAAUGGGAACUACACUCUCUUCUACUGGAAGCUGCUGGCUGUCCGCCUGGGCUUCAUCAUCGCUUUUGAGCACGUCGUCUUUUUCUUCCUGCGCCUCAUCGACUGGCUGGUGCCCGACGUCCCGGGGUCGCUGGAGCUGAAGAUCAAGCGAGAGCGCUACUUAGCCAAGCAGGCACUGGCCGAUAACCAGGAGGUGCUGCUGACGGUGAGUCACGACUCAGCUUCGCCAGCAAGCAGCCUUUCAUCCAGCAGCAUGAGCUAG
Molecule: messenger RNA, 2706 nt
Organism: Emys orbicularis (European pond turtle)
Lineage: Eukaryota; Metazoa; Chordata; Testudines; Emydidae
Product: anoctamin-7-like
Exons: 23
Coding region: 1-2706 (901 amino acids)
Biological process (GO): chloride transmembrane transport
Cellular component (GO): plasma membrane
Molecular function (GO): chloride channel activity; protein dimerization activity
Source: RefSeq, a predicted model, not a curated record